UCUCGUCCACCACCGCCUCCUCCACCUUACCGUACAGUCUGAGUCCUUCUGCGGUCUCGUAUUCGUUCUUUUCUCCCUGUUGUGUCGUUGGAAAGGAGGAUCUGGCUCACAAACGCCCAUAAAUCUCCUACCAGCCAUGUUCGCGCGUUUUCUCACUACGCUCCUCUUUCCGCUUUUGCUGCAUCUGGCGCCCUAUGUCGAUGCUGCUGCGUCGCUGACGCCCCCAGCAGAGUCAUCUACGGCAUCUGUCGGGCUGAGCGUGUCCUUCACACCAACGUCCAGCGCGAGCGGCUCUGCAUCGAGCGCUGGGUCCGCGAGUGCGAGUGGGAACGGGACUGCGACAUCGUCGGCGCAGUUCCCGAGUUUGAGUGGGCUGUCGACCUGUGCGAAUCAGUGCUUGGGGUUGGCGAUCUCUCAGGAUGGGUGCGACAGCAUUGUGGAUGUAAACUGUUACUGCACAAACCCCUCGAAGUUUACCUCCGGCCUCGUUGCAUGCAUCACGGCACAGUGCUCGGGCGACCUCGCGUCGGCCGAGUCCAUCGCCCAGCAGUUCUGCGCGCAAGCAUCCUCGAGCACUUCCCUCUCCUUCCCCACCGCUCCCCCCUCGACAACCUUUUCCGACCCGUUCACGUCGUCGACCUCCGCGUCUGGGUCCGCCUCGCGUAAUAGCUCCAGCGCGGCCCCCUCGUCCGCCACCUCCCCAUCUUCUUCUACCUCCGCUUCGGCGACGAGCAGCAGCAGCGCUGGGCAGGGGAACAGCGCCGGAGCUCUACACGCCGUCGGCGGCACCGGCCUCUUUGGAAUCGCGGCCGCUCUCGCUGGAGCGAUCCUGGCAUGAGCCCCCGCGCCGCGCAACUGCUCCCCCAGCGAGCGCCCUCCUCCGGCGGCGGCGCUCAUGAUACCCACCUCUCUGGACUGUGGAUCAUCUUCGCUCGGCCACAUUGUACGGACGUGCAUGUACGUGCCUGCGAGCCUGUGUUGUCCGGGCUGCCUCGAGGACGGUUUGGACGCUCUAUGUGGGAAUGAUGUCAUCUGGAUACUUGCCGGCUUGUAGGACGGCUUUGUAGGCUCCGGCCUGUCCAAUGCAUGCAUGCUCG
Trametes versicolor FP-101664 SS1 is the source of this 1097-nucleotide messenger RNA. RefSeq lists its product as uncharacterized. The coding region runs from base 137 to 838 and encodes 233 amino acids. The transcript is spliced from 4 exons. The record is from RefSeq and is a predicted model, not a curated record. NCBI's taxonomy places the organism in Eukaryota, Fungi, Basidiomycota, Agaricomycetes, Polyporales, Polyporaceae.